CGCAGCACUUGCUUUGAAUUGACCAGCUUACCCUACUCUGGAAACGUAUUUGUCCGGGAAUGGGUGUUGCGAUCUGGCGAGCGGAUGUGUCACAACCUGGACGCGACAAGUGACGUUUCAAAAGCAAGCUGGUUCCAUUGAAUCCAUUUGCGUCCCGGAACAGUCCAUCCAGCAGCAGAAUCAAUACUUCCGAGACCAGACGGUACGUAAUUAAGAAGGACUUCGGAAGGACCUCGAUAGUUUAGCAUUUCUCUAGUAUCGAUUCGCUGCUCACGAACAUAAUGAGGAUCCACGUUACGAACGACGUCGGCGACGUUCACCAGCUCGAUGUCGACGGCCAAAUGGAGCUGGUGAACCUUGCGGCACUUAUCGAGGCCGAGAUGAGCAUCCCAACUCAGCAGCAGGCCAUUUACCACAACGGAGCCCAGCUGACCGAUAUGACAAAAAGCAUACUCGGCGCGGGCAUCAGGCAGGAUGACAUCCUUCUGGUGCGAGGUGCCCCACCAGCUGCCGCCGGGCAUUCCCGGGCAGCAGCUAGAUCGCCACAAGAAACUGCCGAGGUUGUCCGAAACCAGAUUCUCGCUGAUCCACAUAUGUUGCGACAGCUGCAGCAGUCGAAUCCCCAACUUGCUGCCGCCGCGCAAAAUGACCCGGUCACCUUCAGGCAGAUGUUUAUCGAGCUCGAAUCGCGUCGACGUGAGUUCGAGGAGAGGCAACGGCAACAGGAGGAAAUGCUGUACAACUCGGAUCCGUUUGAUGCCGAGGCGCAGAAGAGGAUUGAGGAAGCUAUUCGGCAGCAAAAUAUUGCUCAGAACAUGGAGAACGCGAUGGAGUAUCAUCCGGAGUCAUUCGGCAACGUGAGUCGUAAUGCUGUACAUUGAUGCUGAAGUAAAUGGCCGCCCGGUGAAAGCAUUUGUCGAUUCGGGUGCACAGGCCACGAUCAUGAGCCCAGCCUUGGCCGAGGAAUGUAACAUCAUGCACCUCCUGGAUGUCCGCUUUUCUGGAAUCGCCCAGGGAGUUGGAACCGCCAAG
Molecule: messenger RNA, 1032 nt
Organism: Fimicolochytrium jonesii
Lineage: Eukaryota; Fungi; Chytridiomycota; Chytridiomycetes; Spizellomycetales; Powellomycetaceae
Exons: 7
Coding region: 282-881 (199 amino acids)
Biological process (GO): proteasome-mediated ubiquitin-dependent protein catabolic process; nucleotide-excision repair
Molecular function (GO): protein binding; damaged DNA binding
Source: RefSeq, a predicted model, not a curated record